Lolium rigidum is the source of this 1740-nucleotide messenger RNA. RefSeq names its product sorting nexin 2B-like. The coding region runs from base 16 to 1605 and encodes 529 amino acids. NCBI's taxonomy places the organism in Eukaryota, Viridiplantae, Streptophyta, Magnoliopsida, Poales, Poaceae. Gene Ontology annotation, molecular function: phosphatidylinositol binding. The record is from RefSeq and is a predicted model, not a curated record. The transcript is spliced from 5 exons.
GCCGUAGCCCUUGCCAUGAUGUCCUCGUCGCCGCUCGCCGGCACCGGCGACGGCGACAUGGAGUCACUCCCCCUCGCCGCCGCCUCCGACUACGCCUCCGUGGCCUCCACCUUCGACCCGCUCCUCUCCAGCUCACCCCCCUCCCCUCCCGCCCCCACCGCCGCCGCCUUCCCGCUCUCCCGCGCCUCCUCCUCCUUCGUCGACCCGCCCUCCUACGCCGACGUCGCCGCCGCCUCCUCCCCGCGCGCCGCCUCCUCCCCAGCCACCCCAAGAUCCGCGCGCGCCGCCGCGUCCUCCUACGCCCACAUCGCCGUCUCGGACCCAGAAACCGCGGCCGAGCCCGCCGCCACGUCCCUCGUCUCCGGAUCCGCGCCCACCUACGUCUCCUACCUCGUCACCAGCGCCGCCCUCCCCUCCGGCCGCCGCCACGCCGUGCGCCGCCGCUUCCGCGACUUCGUCACGCUCGCCGACCGCCUCGCCGACGCCUUCCGCGGCCACUUCGUGCCGCCGCGCCCCGACAAGAACACCGUCGAGAGCCAGGUCAUGCAGCGCGACGAGUUCGUCGCCCAGCGCCGCGCCGCCCUCGAGCGGUACCUCUGCCGCCUCGCCGAGCACCCCGCCAUCGGGCCCAGCGACGAGCUGCGCGUCUUCCUGCAGGCGGAGGGCAGGAUGCCGCUGCCCACCAGCACCGACGUCGCCUCCAGGAUGCUCGACGGCGCCGCGCGGCUGCCAAGGCAGCUGCUUGGGGAGGACGCCGUCGCGCCGCCGCAGGACGUCGUGCAGCCGGCCAAGGGAGGGAGGGACCUGCUCCGGAUAUUCAAGGAGCUCAAGCAGUCCGUGGUCACGGACUGGGGUGGUGUCAAGCCGCCGCUCGUGGAGGAGGACAAGGAGUUCCUCGAGAAGAAGCAGAAGGUGCAGGAUUGGGAGCAGCAACUCAAUAGCGCAUCCCAGCAGGCUGAAGCACUUGUCAAGGCUCAGCAAGAUAUGGGUGACACAAUGGGUGCUCUUGGAUUGGCAUUUGUCAAACUUACAAAGUUCGAGACGGAGGAAGCAAUGUAUGAUUCUCAGAGGAUAAGAGCUGUUGACAGCAAACGUAUAGCCACAGCAGCUGUCAAAGCUAGCAGGACAUGUCGAGAUUUAAAUACACAAACUGUUAAAUAUCUGGAUACUUUGCAUGAACAUUUGGGGAUUAUGCUCUCUGUCCAUACUGCAUUUUCUGACCGGGCAAGUGCAUUAUUAACUGUACAAACGCUUAUGUCAGACCUUGCAUCACUACAAUCAAGGAUUGAGAAACUCGAAGCUGCGUCAUCAAAAGUGUUUGGUGGUGAUAGAACUAGGCUGAGGAAAGUUGAAGAGCUGAGGGAAACAAUAAGGGCUACUGAAGAUGCUAAGUGCUGCGCGUUAAGGGAAUAUGAGAGAAUCAAGGAAAAUAACAAAGUUGAACUCAGCAGAUUAGACAGAGAAAGGAGGGAAGAUUUCCUGGAGAUGUUGAAAGGAUAUGUUACAAGCCAGGCGGCAUAUGCAGAGAAAAUAGUUGAUGGUUGGGAGACGGUAGCGGAGGAGACAAGCGGAUAUGGGCGAAGAUCAGAUAACAUGACAUCUUAGUCUGUGGUUUAUUGGAUGCGUGUAUGUACAAUGUAAUUUUAGGAUGCAUUGCGAAUAGAAGAAAGAUGGACCCAUUUAAUAUUUUCUCAGUUAUAUAUCAGCUGUCUCAGCUCAGAUGGCUGGCGGUUUGUUGUU